Messenger RNA from Staurois parvus, 343 nucleotides. NCBI's taxonomy places the organism in Eukaryota, Metazoa, Chordata, Amphibia, Anura, Ranidae. The record is from the annotation of a GenBank genome assembly.
AUGCAAGUGCCGGUUCUCGGCUGCACUUUCCUCACGCUGUCAGAUCGUGAGGAAAGUACUGCCGAGAACCGGCAGUUGUCAGAGCGGGGAUCAGCACCGAUCAUCAGGGCACUGAUGAACAGUGCCCUGAUGAUCGAUGCCCAGCAGUGACACCCGCAAGUUCCGCCCAGCAGUGCGCCCACUAGCUCCGCCCACCCGUGCCCAGCAGUGCACCCACCUGUGCCCAGCAGUGCACCCACCUGUGCCCAGCAGUGCACCCACCUGUGCCACUCUGCAGUGCCACCUACCUGUGCCCAGCAGUGCCACCCACCUGUGCCCACCAGUGCCACCCACCUGUGCCCAC